Molecule: messenger RNA, 285 nt
Organism: Rangifer tarandus platyrhynchus (Svalbard reindeer)
Lineage: Eukaryota; Metazoa; Chordata; Mammalia; Artiodactyla; Cervidae
Source: the annotation of a GenBank genome assembly
AUGGACCCUCCCUCGCCCCCGACGUUCGCGCCCAGGCCACGCCACCCCCGCUCACCGUGCGCGGAGCAGAAGCACGGCCGGAGCUUGCGAGCUCUGGAGCAGAAAGCGGAUGGCCUGGACCCCGGCGCCUACCGGCACGAGAACAAUGACCGGACAGGAAGUGCCUGGGGAUGGGCUUCCGGCUCCCCAAGUCGCCAGACCAGCCUCUCUAGGAAUCUUGGAGGUACUGUCUUCUCGUUGGGUGUCCAAUUUCGCUACCGAUCUGGGAUGGAAGAACAAGCUUAG